CCUUCCCUGGAUCUGGGGGCCUUUUGGAAUCUCGACCUCCCCUUGGCCCAGCUCCUGCAGAAAAAUUAGGGCGAGCCCCAUCCUCGGUCUUCUCCGCCAAGUUGCGGGACCGCGGGGCGUGGCGCGGCGCGCUCGGGGCUGGCGGUCAGAGGCUCCGCAAUCCCUACUCCAGCCUCGCGCGGGAGGGGGCGCGGCCGUGACUCACCCCCUUCCCUCUGCGUUCCUCCCUCCUCUCUCUCUCACACACACACACCCCUCCCCUGCCGUCCCGCCCCGGACUCCGGCUCCGGCUCCGAUUGCAAUUUGUAAACUCCGCUGCCGCCGCCGCAGCCGCCACCAGUGCGCUGGCGGCUCAGGUGGCUCUCGCCUCGAUGUCCUAGCCUAGGGACCCCCGGGCCGGACUGGGCUGGGCUCCCUUCACCCUCCGUCGCAGUCAUGAGGGCGAACGGCGCUCUGCAGGUGCUGGGCUUGCUUUUCAGCCUGGCCCGGGGCUCAGAGGUGGGCAACUCUCAGGCAGUGUGUCCUGGGACUCUGAAUGGGCUGAGUGUGACCGGCGAUGCUGAGAACCAAUACCAGACACUGUACAAGCUCUACGAGAAGUGUGAGGUGGUGAUGGGGAACCUCGAGAUUGUGCUCACGGGACGCAAUGCCGACCUCUCCUUCCUGCAGUGGAUUCGAGAAGUGACAGGCUAUGUCCUCGUGGCCAUGAAUGAAUUCUCUAUACUACCAUUGUCCAACCUCCGCGUGGUGCGGGGGACCCAGGUCUACGAUGGGAAGUUUGCCAUCUUCGUCAUGUUGAACUACAACACCAAUUCCAGCCAUGCUCUGCGCCAGCUCCGCUUGACUCAGCUCACCGAGAUUCUGUCAGGGGGUGUUUAUAUUGAGAAGAACGAUAAGCUUUGUCACUUGGACACAAUUGACUGGAGGGACAUCGUGAGGGACCGAGAUGCUGAGAUAGUAGUGAAGGACAAUGGCAGAAGCUGUCCCCCCUGUCAUGAGGUUUGCAAGGGGAGAUGCUGGGGUCCUGGACCUGAAGACUGCCAGACAUUGACCAAGACCAUCUGUGCCCCUCAGUGUAAUGGUCACUGCUUUGGGCCCAACCCCAACCAGUGCUGCCAUGAUGAGUGUGCCGGGGGCUGCUCAGGCCCUCAGGACACAGACUGCUUUGCCUGUCGGCACUUCAAUGACAGUGGAGCCUGUGUACCUCGAUGUCCACAGCCUCUUGUCUACAACAAGCUAACUUUCCAGCUGGAACCCAAUCCCCACACCAAGUAUCAGUAUGGAGGAGUUUGUGUAGCCAGCUGUCCCCAUAACUUUGUGGUGGAUCAAACAUCCUGUGUCAGGGCCUGUCCUCCUGACAAGAUGGAAGUAGAUAAAAACGGGCUGAAAAUAUGUGAGCCUUGUGGGGGACUAUGUCCCAAAGCCUGUGAGGGGACAGGCUCUGGGAGUCGCUUCCAGACUGUGGACUCGAGCAACAUCGAUGGAUUUGUGAACUGCACCAAGAUCUUGGGCAACCUGGACUUCCUGAUCACCGGCCUCAAUGGAGACCCCUGGCACAAGAUACCUGCCCUGGACCCGGAGAAGCUCAAUGUCUUCCAGACAGUACAGGAGAUCACAGGUUACCUGAACAUCCAGUCCUGGCCUCCCCACAUGCACAACUUCAGUGUUUUUUCCAACUUGACAACCAUUGGAGGCAGAAGCCUCUACAACCGGGGCUUCUCGUUGCUGAUUAUGAAGAACUUGAAUGUUACAUCUCUGGGCUUCCGAUCCCUGAAGGAAAUCAGUGCUGGGCGUAUCUAUAUAAGUGCCAAUCGGCAGCUCUGUUACCACCAUUCUUUGAACUGGACCAAGCUGCUUCGGGGGCCCUCGGAAGAGCGACUAGACAUCAAGCAUAAUCGGCCCCGCAGAGAAUGCGUGGCAGAGGGCAAAGUGUGUGACCCACUGUGCUCCUCUGGGGGAUGCUGGGGCCCGGGCCCUGGUCAGUGCUUGUCCUGUCGAAACUACAGCCGAGAAGGUGUCUGUGUAACCAACUGCAACUUUCUGAAUGGGGAGCCUCGAGAGUUUGCCCAUGAGUCCAGAUGCUUCUCUUGCCACCCGGAAUGCCAGCUCAUGGAGGGAACUGUCACAUGCAAUGGCUCGGGCUCCGAUACUUGUGUUCAAUGUGCCCAUUUUCGAGAUGGGCCCCACUGUGUGAGCAGCUGCCCCCAUGGAGUCCUAGGUGCCAAGGGGCCCAUCUACAAGUACCCAGAUGUUCAGAAUGAAUGUCGGCCCUGCCAUGAGAACUGCACCCAGGGGUGUAAAGGACCAGAGCUUCAAGACUGUCUAGGACAAACACCGGUGUUGAUCGGCAAAACCCACCUGACAAUGGCUCUGACAGUGAUAGCAGGAUUGGUAAUGAUUUUUGUGUUCCUGGGUGGCACUUUUCUCUACUGGCGUGGGCGCCGGAUUCAGAAUAAAAGGGCUAUGAGGCGAUACUUGGAACGGGGUGAGAGCAUAGAGCCUCUGGAUCCCAGUGAGAAGGCUAACAAAGUCUUGGCCAGAAUCUUCAAAGAGACAGAGUUGAGGAAGCUUAAAGUGCUUGGCUCGGGUGUCUUUGGAACUGUGCACAAAGGAGUGUGGAUCCCUGAGGGUGAGUCAAUCAAGAUUCCAGUCUGCAUUAAAGUCAUUGAGGACAAGAGUGGACGGCAGAGUUUUCAAGCUGUGACAGAUCAUAUGCUGGCCAUUGGCAGCCUGGACCAUGCCCACAUCGUACGGCUGCUGGGACUAUGCCCAGGGUCAUCUCUGCAGCUUGUCACUCAAUACUUGCCUCUGGGUUCUCUGCUGGAUCAUGUGAGACAACACCGGGAAGCACUGGGGCCACAGCUGCUGCUCAACUGGGGAGUACAAAUUGCCAAGGGUAUGUACUACCUUGAGGAACAUGGUAUGGUGCAUAGAAACCUCGCUGCCCGAAACGUGCUACUCAAGUCGCCCAGUCAGGUUCAGGUGGCAGAUUUUGGUGUGGCUGACCUGCUGCCUCCUGAUGAUAAGCAGCUGCUAUACAGUGAGGCCAAGACUCCAAUUAAGUGGAUGGCCCUUGAAAGUAUCCACUUUGGAAAAUACACACACCAGAGUGACGUCUGGAGCUAUGGUGUGACAGUUUGGGAGUUGAUGAGCUUCGGGGCAGAGCCCUAUGCCGGGCUGCGAUUGGCUGAAGUACCAGACCUGCUAGAGAAGGGGGAGCGGUUGGCACAGCCCCAGAUCUGCACAAUCGAUGUCUACAUGGUGAUGGUCAAGUGUUGGAUGAUUGAUGAGAACAUUCGCCCAACCUUUAAAGAAUUAGCCAAUGAGUUCACCAGGAUGGCCCGAGACCCACCACGGUAUCUGGUCAUAAAGAGAGGGAGUGGGCCUGGAAUAGACCCUGGGGCAGAGCACCACGGUCUGACGAACAAGGAGCUAGAAGAAGUAGAGCUGGAGCCAGAACUAGACCUAGAUCCAGACUUGGAAGCAGAGGAGGACAACCUGACAACCACCACACUGGGCUCCGUCCUCAGCCUACCAGUUGGAACACUUACUCGGCAACGUGGGAGCCAGAGCCUUUUAAGUCCAUCAUCUGGAUAUAUGCCCAUGAACCAGGGUAAUCUCGGGGAGGCUUGCCAGGAGUCUGCAGUUUCUCAGGGCAGUGAAUGGUGCCCCCGUCCAGUCUCUCUGCACCCAAUACCACGGGGACGCCUGGUAUCAGAGUCAUCAGAGGGCCAUGUAACAGGCUCUGAGGUUGAGCUCCAGGAGAAAGUGUCAACGUGUAGGAGCCGGAGCCGGAGCCGGAGCCCACGGCCACGUGGAGACAGUGCCUACCAUUCCCAGCGCCACAGUCUGCUUACUCCUGUCACCCCUCUCUCCCCACCAGGGUUAGAGGAAGAGGAUGUCAAUGGUUAUGUCAUGCCAGAUACACACCUCAAAGGUACUCCCUCCUCCCGGGAAGGCACCCUUUCUUCAGUGGGUCUCAGUUCUGUCCUGGGUACUGAAGAAGAUGAUGAAGAUGAGGAGUAUGAAUACAUGAACCGGAGGAGAAGGCACAGUCCACCUCAUCCCCCUAGGCCAAGUUCCCUUGAGGAGUUGGGUUAUGAGUACAUGGAUGUGGGGUCAGACCUCAGUGCCUCUCUGGGCAGCACACAGAGUUGCCCACUCCACCCUGUACCAAUCAUGCCCACUGCUGGCACAACUCCAGAUGAAGAUUAUGAAUAUAUGAAUCGGCAACGAGGUGGAGGUGGUCCUGGGGGUGAUUAUGCAGCCAUGGGGGCCUGCCCAGCAUCUGAGCAAGGGUAUGAAGAGAUGAGAGCUUUUCAGGGGCCUGGACAUCAGGCCCCCCACAUCCAUUAUGCCCGCCUAAAAACUCUACGUAGCUUAGAGGCUACAGACUCUGCCUUUGAUAACCCUGACUACUGGCAUAGCAGGCUUUUCCCCAAGGCUAAUGCCCAGAGAACAUAACCCCUGCUCCCUGUGGCACUCAGGGAGCAUUUAAUGGCAGCUAGUGCCUUUAGAGGGUACUCUCUUCUCCCUAUUCCCUCUCUCUCCCAGGUCUCAGCCCCAUUUCCCCAGUCCCAGACAAUUCCAUUCAACCUUUGGAGGCUUUUAAACAUUUGACACAAAAUUCUUACGGUAUAUAGCAAGAUGUGCACUUUCUUCUCUUUCCUAACCCCAGGAAAGGAGAAGGUUUUCCUUGUUUUGUAUGCUUUCUCAAUCCCAUUCCUCAGCUUCCUCACAGGUAUUUCUGGAGAUAUGAAGGAUUACUCUCCAUAUCCCUUCCUCUCAGGCUCUGACUACUUGGAACUAGGCUCCUAGGUGUGCCUUUGUUUCCCAUCAGACUGUCAGGAAGAGGAAAGGGAGGAAACCUAGCAGAGAAAAGUAUAAUUUUGGUUUAUGACUCUUAACCCCCUAGAAAGACAGAAGGUUAAAAUCUGUGAAGAUAAAGGUUAGGAGUAGAUAUUGAUUACUUUGAUAAUUCAGCACUUAACUAUGAGCCAGGCAUCAUACUAAACUUUACCUACAUUAUCUCACUAAGUCCUUUAUCAUCCUUACAACAAUUCUGUGACAUACAUAUUAACUCAUUUUACAAAAAAGGGAAGCCAGGCAUGGUGGCUCAUACCUAUAAUCCCAGCAUUUUGGGAGGCUGAGAAUGGGAAGAUCACUUGAGCCCAGGAUUAGACAAGCCUAGGGAACACAGCAAGACACUGUCUCUAAGGGUGGUGGGGGAGGGGGGGGGGAAGGAAACUGAGCCUAAAAGAGAUUAAUUAAGCAGUAGGUCCAGAAUGCAAAAUCCUCCCAAUUCUUGUGCAUGUGCUCUUACUGUAAGGUGCCAAGGAAAACCGAUUUAAGUCACAGCCCUUGUAAGGGGCAACGUUUCUUGUUUGCACUGAAUCAAGUCUAACCCCAACAGCCACAUCCUCCUCCUAUACGCAGACAUCUCAUCUCAGGAAGUGGUGGUGGGGGUAGUCAGAAGGAAAAAUAACUGGACAUCUUUGUGUAAACCAUAACCCACAUGUGCCGUGAAUGAUCUUUACACCUUAUCUGAGGACAGAUUCACAAGGAUCCCCCAAGAUCCACUUUUAGGAGCCAUUCUUAUCCAGCAGUGACAAGCUUCCAGGUAGGAUAGAAGACCCAGUUUCACGCCUCUGUUCCGUUCCUUUGGAUGGGGAACUGAGGGAAAAUAUCUGUUGUAUCACUGAAAUUUUUUGUUUUGUUUUUAUACGUGUCUGAAUAAAAAUGCCAAAGUUUUUUUCAGC
Saimiri boliviensis boliviensis (Bolivian squirrel monkey) is the source of this 5759-nucleotide messenger RNA. RefSeq names its product erb-b2 receptor tyrosine kinase 3 (gene ERBB3). Gene Ontology annotation, molecular function: ATP binding; neuregulin binding; neuregulin receptor activity. The record is from RefSeq and is a predicted model, not a curated record. Gene Ontology annotation, cellular component: signaling receptor complex; plasma membrane; basal plasma membrane. Lineage: Eukaryota; Metazoa; Chordata; Mammalia; Primates; Cebidae. Gene Ontology annotation, biological process: negative regulation of apoptotic process; positive regulation of cell population proliferation; positive regulation of kinase activity.